Molecule: messenger RNA, 2016 nt
Organism: Silurus meridionalis
Lineage: Eukaryota; Metazoa; Chordata; Actinopteri; Siluriformes; Siluridae
Gene: pex11b
Product: peroxisomal biogenesis factor 11 beta
Exons: 4
Coding region: 210-962 (250 amino acids)
Biological process (GO): peroxisome fission; regulation of peroxisome size
Cellular component (GO): peroxisomal membrane
Source: RefSeq, a predicted model, not a curated record
UCCCUCUGCGGGAGCCGUAACCCGGAAGUCAGUGAUAAACGGGCAUUCAAAAUAAAACAAAUAACCCGCUGCGUUUGCGGUAAAAACACGCGCGUGAAACCCGAAUCUCCCUCUUCACGCGCGCGCGGUUAGAACGUGUGCACGUGAGAGCGGCGCAGAAACGCGUGUUUUACUGAGUAAAGGUCAGCGGAAAAAGGACGCGCGUGGACAUGGAGACGUGGGUGAGAUUCAGCGCUCAGAGCCAAGCACGAGAGCGCGUGUUCAGGGCAGCACAGUAUGCCUGCACCCUGCUGGGAUACACACUGCACAAAGGAGGAGCUGCGGCUGAGCUGAUAAGCACCAUCAAGCAGCUGGAAGCUCAUCUGAGUAUCAGCAGAAAGCUGAUGCGGUUAGGGAACUCAGCUGAAGCUCUGGAAGCAGCGAAGCGUGCGAUUCAUCUCUCCGACUUCGUCCUGCGUCUCUGCAUCACCGUGUCUCAUUUAAACCGAGUGAUGUACUUCAUCUGUGAUAACCUGCUGUGGGCCGGAAAGACUGGACUGCUGCCUCGUCUCGACCAGGACAAGUGGAGUCAGAGAUCCUUCAGGUACUACCUGUUUGCUCUGAUCCUGAACUUGACACGUGACGUGUAUGAGAUCCACGGUUUGAUGGAGCGUGAGCGGCGCACGUCCAAAGCGCACCUCUCGGGGGCCGUCGAGAACGACGAGUCCUCCUCGUCCACGCCGCGCUGCGCGUCUGUCUUCUCGGCCAGGAUCCAGCAGCAGCUGCGUCUGCUCUCAGCCGUCCUGCGCAGCAACCCUCCGCUCCUGCUGGACACGCUGAAGAACCUGUGUGACGUCUUCAUCCCGCUGGACAAACUGGGUCUCUAUCCCACAGGCGCGGGGUUCGUCGGGGCGUGUGGUCUCACCUCGUCCCUGCUGUCCAUACUUACGCUGCUGCACCCCUGGCUCAAGCUCAAACCCUGAAUCCACCGUGACCCCACCAUGAACCUCACGCCGUGACCCGAGUGUGACCUGAGACGCUGCCGUGAAUUCCCCCCGACCGACCAAUCAGGACUGAGCGUGUUGAUGAUGUCACAACCAUCAGAGGACCGGCACGCAUAAUAAUGAGAUGUGUGUGUGUGUGUGUGUGUGUGUGUGUGUGUGUGUGUGUGUGUGUGUGUUAUUUGUAACAUUUCUCUCCAACACUACAGCGCUGCCGGAUUCUCCAUUCUGAUUGGUCCAAAAUUGUCGAUUGGCAAAUUUUUUAAUGAAAGCUAAUUGAAGCUAGCGCUAAUACGCUAUCGUUUCUAUAGUAACACCGUACACUGAUACUUCAAUCCCUUGGGAAAUUUGUGUGUUUUUGGUCGUAAGUCUGUAAUUCGAGAUUAUUUAUAGUAAAACGGUUUUAACACUUUUGUGCUGACUCGGCAGAAAUAACUGAUCUUCUCUGAUCUCUUCAAUACCCAACGGACUGCGUUCGAUAUCUUUAAUAUCUGUCUAAUACGAGGUGAUCUGGAGAUAUUAGAAGUUUCUUACUGUGUCGUCAACAGUUUGUGGACACCUGACCAUUCCAUUGAGUAUCCCAUUCCACAUCUAGUCUCCAAUCGCUCGGCUAAUGAGCUCCACUCUUCUGGGAAGAUGUUCCUCUGGAUUUUAGAGAUUUCAUUCAGGGUGUUAGUGAAGUCAGAUACGGCUGUAGGAGAUGUAGUCAGCAUUCACGUUCAUCCCAAAGCUCUUUGAUAGGGAUGAGGGAGAUCCUUCACACAUUUCCAACCCAUGGAGAUCUUUGUGCACAGGGGCAUUGUGAUGCUGGAACUGGUUUUUAGUUCAAUCGAAGUGGAGAAUUUCAUGUUCCAGCAUUUAAAACUGUGUGGUCCAAGUUUCUGCUGAGUGUCAGGUGUCCCAAUACUUUUGGAAUCAGAACAAACCGGAUGAUGAAACCUACUGAAACUGAUUUCUUUCUGAUGGAGGAAAACGUGUCCUCAGGAUUUACUGUUCUGCAGAAAAUAAAAGUGCGUGUUAUUAUUCAACAAAUCGA